Molecule: messenger RNA, 1714 nt
Organism: Menidia menidia (Atlantic silverside)
Lineage: Eukaryota; Metazoa; Chordata; Actinopteri; Atheriniformes; Atherinopsidae
Source: the annotation of a GenBank genome assembly
UCAGAGUAGAGCUGUCUUACGUGACUGGAGUGAUGGAUCAGCUUUGUGCGGGGAGGCUGAAGAUGCUGCUGAUCGUGUCUCUGCUCAUGUCCACCAACAACACGCGGCUUCGAGGAGACUCAACCACAGGAAAGGAUGUCUGUAUUCACUGUGUGAACAAUUACCUGUUCACCGUGGACUGCUCUCUGAACAUGACACCGUCUGAGAACGCUCCGUUUGGAGACGGCGCCUUCUUGCUCGUGUUCACAGAAGUAUUUGAAAAAAAGACAUUUGUGUGCGAGCUGAAAAACACCACAGAGGGCUAUUUCUGUUCCACCACUGCAGAGCCAAAUGAUGACCAAGACACAUUCACGGAUUUGGACAGCUACGAAAUCUCCCUUUGUCACAGAAUAGACGAGGGGCCUGAAACCUGCGAGCUGCUGGUGGAGGAGUACACCCCUGAGAAACACAUCAAACCCAACACACCAUGCGGCCUCACUGUUAACCACAGCUCCAGUCAACAUCUGUUCUUUUGGAGAAGCACCUAUGAGGAAUACAGCAACUUCAACAAACUGAUGGAAAACCUGCAGUAUCAGCUGCAAUUCUACAAAACAGCAGACAAACAUAAGGUAGUGGUGUACGACAUUAAAACGGACAGUAAAAAGUACUCAGUGGGCGAUGAGAGGUUUGAACCGGACACUGAGUACGCAGCGCGAGUGCGGUCCAGUCCAAACAUGGCUCACUACAUGGGGCAGUGGAGCGACUGGUCCCCCGAGGCCUCCUGGAGGACAGAGGCAGCUGUGAAGGGUGCCCCAACAAACUUGCUCGCUUUUGAAGUGUGUGUGGUGUUUGCCGUCCUGUGUGUGGUGGCCAUCCUCGUCUCACUUUUCUGCUACGUUUCUGUAAAAAAGUGGAGGCAGAUCACCUUCAUCCCUACUCCAGCUCCCUACUUCCACACGCUUUACACAGACUGCCAAGGAGAUUUUAAGAGCUGGGUCGUUACGCAAGAAAGCGCAGCAGGCAUAUUGAAAGUAGAGGAAACGCUCAGAAUCAACACCCUGAUGGAGUGUGUAGACGUCCCGGAGGACGCGCGCUCACCCGUCUCUCUGCAGCUGCCGAUGGAAGGCCGGGCGUAUAGAAACGUACCGGGCCCCCUGUGUGGCGCCCACGUCCAGGACCCCCGGCACACGGACGGCAGCGUGGGGCUGCCCGCGGCUCCGGGCAGCUCCGUGGAAACUUUCCCUUUGUGCUCCCCGACAGGCAGCCUGGCCCCAGACUCAGGCUGUUGGCUCGGCGGCAGCAGCUCGUCCCUGGAGGAGCCGCGCUGGUACUGCAACGAGUACUGCACCCUGAGCUGCUUUCAGCAGGCCGGCUCUGGCGCCGCACACCUCCAGAGCCUGGAAAGCGAGCGCUGUCAGAUAGGGAUUAUCGACGGAGAAGCGGAGGCGUGAACCUAAGACUGGAUUCAAAAGUGAGAGGAAAAGACACAUUAAACCUUUUUUUUUUUUUUUAAAGCCCAUUUUUCACACACAUGCAAGUAUUCAUAGAAAAUUGUACACACUCUAGUAGUCAGUGAUGCUUAUGCUGAACAUGCAUGUAAUGUAAAAAACUGCUUAAUAAAAAUCAAAUGAGUGAAAUGUUAGAAUUUGCUGGAGAUAUUUCUCUGAAUGUACACAUUUUUUUGAGUGUAUAUCUGAAUCAAAGAUGAAAUGUAUGUCGUAUGCAUUCAAUAAAA